GGAUGGGCCCUACACUUCUCCGGUGAGGCCCGCGCGCGUAUAACCCCAACGAAACACCAGCCAAAACUGUACACUAAAUAUACACGCGUAUUACGUACGCGCAAUUCAAAUUAACCCGAACUGUAUCGUACGUAAAAAUAAUACCUCAGUUUGGGCCGGACGUUGACUAAUAGAGAGAACGAAUUUUUAUCUGCGACAAAUUGAGGAUAAUAAAAAUAAAAAUGAAAGUAAAAUCGUCAGUUCCGGAACGGAAGUAAAAAGCGAUGUGUUUUUGAAAAAUCGUGACAGAUCUUGGAUCGGAUACUCUCGUCGUGUCGGUUCCUAUUUUAUUCUACUUUUUUCUUCGUCGUCGAUCGAUAGUUGGUUGUACUAAUAGUGGAGGUGUAUUUUUUGAAUUGAAAAAAUUGAGGGGCGGGGAGGACGUAAGAAGAAGAGAAAGAAGAGAGAGAAGAGGAGAAAAAAGAGAGAGAAGAAGAGGAAGGAGAAGAAGAAGAAAAAAGAGGUGGACACCCCCUGAAGGAAGGAAAGUCAUUCACCCAUCGUUCAUCGAGGGGGCACAUAGCGCCGGUCAUUCUUCAUCAUUCGUCGAUCGCUUUAUCAUCAUUUUAUGUAUCUUAUAAACGGUGAUGAUUAACUGAAAACGCAGGAUCGUAGUUUACUAUUUUUUUCAACUGAACUCACGCGGCUGCCUUCACCUGUGAUAUUAAUCGAAACAAAUUAAUAAUAAUCGCAAAACGAACGGAAAAAAAGAAAUCAACAAAUUGAUUGCUGAGCGAUCGGUUGCGAUCGGUAUAACAAUUUCCUCAAGUGAUAAUAAGAGAAUAAACGAAAGACAAAAAAAAACCACGGUGCAGUUUCGAUUGGUGAAUUUUAUGUUUCGUCCCAAUCGUAAACUCAGAGGAAAUGAUCCUCGUUUAUCUUGAUCCAUACGAUAAUUUCUUAACAAAUGCGUAAAAUAACAUCGAUGUAACGCUAACCGUGAUAAGAUAUUAAAAAAUUUCAUGUCGGUGCUAAUAAAUCGAUGGAUCUGUGCAUCGCUAUCUGCCGUCGCUUGGAGAAUUUAUGUCCAUGAAAUAUCUCGUCGGAAAGGAGCUCACGUUAUAUGAUUAAUAAAAUUGUAAAAUAUUCGAAAAAUGAUAUUCUCCGCCGUUCAAAUUGAGUGAACAAAAAUGGAUUACCCAUCGUUGAGAAUAUAAAGCAAAAUAUAAAAAAUCCAAAAAAAAAACAUUCAAAACGAAAAGGCAAAUCGAACUCACAAAUACACGGUGAAAAACUAUACGAAAAAGCUGUACCGCGGACACCGUGUAAGCGAUAACUGUCUACUAAAUUCGUGCGGUGGACGGUGACGGAAAAACAAGAAAAAAAAAUUGAUCGAAACCUAAUCAGAUACGAUGAACCAGCAAUGCAAGGUUUGCGGCGAACCCGCGGCAGGUUUUCAUUUCGGAGCUUUCACCUGCGAGGGUUGUAAGUCAUUUUUCGGGCGUUCCUACAAUAACUUGAGCAGUAUAUCGGAGUGUAAGAAUGGCGGCGAGUGUGUGAUAAACAAGAAGAAUCGAACUGCUUGCAAAGCUUGUCGUUUGAGAAAAUGUUUGCUGGUUGGAAUGUCGAAAUCUGGUUCCCGAUACGGUCGUCGUUCCAACUGGUUCAAGAUCCACUGUCUUCUACAAGAACAGCAGCAACAGCAGCAACAACAACAGCAACAACAGCAACACCAACAGUCCCAACAAUCCCAUCAACAACAAAACCAAAGGAGUCCCGCGUCCAUGAGUGGUCAUCAUCUGGGCCAGCGAAAGGAUGAAAUACUGAUGUUGGGAUUGGACGAUUAUAAAAAUUCAACAUCCCCGAGCAUAAGUUCACCGGAGUCGCACAACAGCGAUAGUUCCGUUGACGUAUCCGAAAGGCGAAACGCCAUGAGCCAUUUGCAUCCAGGUUUUCGACCACUCCACGCUCACCACGCUGCUGCAGCUGCUGAAUUGUCAGCAUUGAGUAAAGAAAUGCUCGGACUCCCGCUCGGUUUCCCUUUGGGAGGAAUGCCGCUUAUUCCUCCGGGAUUUUUACCACCUCACGGUAUCCCCAUGUUCCCUACACCCUAUCAUUUGUACGGUGCUCAUUCUCCUCAAGGUACACCUCAUCCCCAUUCUCUUAUCGGUGGACAUUGCGUACCUCCGGGUGUUUUACAACACUCGGGUAUUAUAGGAAUUCACGGAGUGGGGGGUAGUCAUAACAACAAUAACAACAACAACAACAAUAGUCAUAGCAAUAACAAUAACAAUAGCAAUAACAAUAACAACAACAACAACAACAACAAUAACAACGACAACAGAUUCGCGCACAAACACAACGGUUCGAUCGGUGCUCGUGUUUCUCCCGAUGACAUCGCUAACAAUCUGCAGGCUUCGGAAUUGGCUUACACCAAAAGAUUUUAUUUAGAAGCUGUGCUGAAAAGUCAGAGAACUCCACCGCCGGCUCGAUCGCCUGAAGAAGAAUCGAUCAAAACGAACUCUGAUAACGAUGAUAUUGAGACGUAUUCCCCGAGAAGGUGCAGUGUUAGUCCAAAUUUAGAUGGAGCGGUUACUCCACCACCUCCUCAAGACAACCCCAUCGAUCUCUCGAUGAAAAACUUAUCGAGUUCAGGAGAUUUGGAAACGGUAGGGCGACUGGGUACACCCGAGUCAUCGCGGAGCAGGGGGGAAGAUAUCGACAUGGACGAUGUUAGCGACGAAGAAAGUCCUCCCGCGGCUAAACGGAGACCCGCACCGAUAGAUUUGACCUGCACAAAGGCUUAGGGAAUUCUUGCUAUAGGUGUGUACAUGUACAUUUGUUCAGUAAAAUCAGGUCAUCGAGAUCACGUAUGUAAAAUAUACAUCCAUGACAUUUUAGUUAUUUGAUUAUUCAUCGAUAUCGAUUUCAUGAAUAAAUACAAAAACGAACGUUGUUACCAAUACCCAUAGUGGGUAUAUUAUAAAUUGUCUCUUAUUCUAAGUUUAGUUUUUAAUAUUUAUAUUUUAUUGUAAAUAGUUACGAUUGCGUAUACAUAUAUUAAUCGCGGUGCUCUCUAAUUACCCGCAGUGGAUACAAUUUACACAUCAUAUUUUAUAAAUCUGUACACAUAUUGCCGUUUUAUAUUGUUUAAACUUUGACGAUUAUUGUCUUAUUAACUAAUUUUAAAUCAUAUACAUGUACCAUAUACAAAUAUCUAGUGCUGUUUGCUAAUACUCGAUAAUCGAUCAAAACUUAACGGCCAGUAGAUACCUUCGUUUUAUUUUUAUUUUUUUAUCAACAUUAUCUCGAACGCUCGAGAAAAAUACAACGAGUAGACCGUGUCUCAAGAUUUUCACUCUUGUUGCUUGUGUCUUCUGAUAUUGUUUCGAAAAAGUGCAAUAAUUCCAUACUUACUUUUUUACAAUAUAUAAUUAUAAAUAAAGGUACUGUCGAAAUGGAAAGAACAAUCUAGAAUGAAAAAAAGAAACCGUUGUGUAAAUAGAAAUAAAGCUAUAUCACUUUUAUUAACUGUCAUAAUUUUUUUUCAUUUCUUUUUUUUCUACGAUAUAUGACAUAUCUAUCCGAUGGGACCCAGGCCAGUAGUAAUUAUGUAAAUAGUCAUGAUCACAAUUGUUAUUGAUGAUGUCGCGAUUGUUGGAUUCUGAAUAAUUGUAAUUAAGAGUAAUAAUGAUAAUAAUAUUAGUUGAGAUAAUGUAUAUUAAUGAUAGAGAAAAAAAAUAAUGACGAGAAUACUUGUGUAUUUCACUAAAAAUAAGAAAAACCGAAAAUCUUACUUAAAAAAAUA
This is a messenger RNA of Athalia rosae (coleseed sawfly), 3787 nucleotides long. RefSeq names its product knirps-related protein-like. The transcript has 3 exons. Gene Ontology annotation, molecular function: sequence-specific DNA binding; zinc ion binding; DNA-binding transcription factor activity. Gene Ontology annotation, biological process: regulation of DNA-templated transcription. Bases 1392 to 2786 code for a protein of 464 amino acids. The record is from RefSeq and is a predicted model, not a curated record. Lineage: Eukaryota; Metazoa; Arthropoda; Insecta; Hymenoptera; Athaliidae.